Spea bombifrons (plains spadefoot toad) is the source of this 1266-nucleotide messenger RNA. RefSeq names its product pancreatic triacylglycerol lipase. Gene Ontology annotation, molecular function: triacylglycerol lipase activity. The transcript has 10 exons. Lineage: Eukaryota; Metazoa; Chordata; Amphibia; Anura; Pelobatidae. The record is from RefSeq and is a predicted model, not a curated record. The coding region runs from base 40 to 1083 and encodes 347 amino acids. Gene Ontology annotation, biological process: lipid metabolic process.
CCAGCCGAGCACUUCGACUUUGCCGCUGAAGACACCGAGAUGUUGCUUCUCUGCGGGUUGUUUCUUGUUGCCCUGGGAUCAGUAAAAGCCGGCGAGGUUUGCUACAGCAGAAUCGGGUGUUUUUCGGAUGUUAAACCUUGGGCCGGAACGGUAGAAAGACCCAUCGCCAAAUUACCAUGGGCCCCCGAAAAAAUUAACACGCGUUUUUUGCUUUUCACCAGAAACAAUCAGAACAGCUACCAGACCAUCAGCGCCACCAACCCUUCCUCCAUCUCCUCCUCCAAUUUCCGCACCUCCAGAAAGACCCGCUUUGUGAUCCACGGCUUUACAGACAGCGGGCAGGAGGCCUGGCUCUCGGAUAUCUGCAGGAGGCUUUUCCAGGUGGAGGAUGUGAACUGCAUCGCCGUCGAUUGGAGCGGCGGCUCCAGAACGCUCUACUCCCAGGCCUCAAAUAACAUCCGCGUCGUGGGGGCAGAAGUGGCCUAUUUUGUGGACAUCCUCUCGAAAAACUUUGGCUAUUCCCCAUCUAAUGUUCACCUGAUCGGGCACAGUUUGGGCGCGCAUGCCGCAGGGGAGGCCGGCAAGAGAAAGAGAGGAAUCUACAGGAUUACAGGACUGGACCCAGCUGAGCCUUAUUUCCAGAACACUCCUACCGAGGUCCGCUUGGAUUUGUCUGACGCUGGCCUGGUUGACGUCAUCCACACCGAUGCCGGUCCUUUGAUCCCCAGUUUAGGUUUUGGAAUGAGUCAAGUCAUUGGCCACCUGGAUUUCUUCCCCAACGGUGGGAUCCAUAUGCCUGGAUGUCCACAGAACAUCGAAAUUCCAAACGUUAAUGUGGAGGAUAUUUGGAACGGUGUCGUAAACUACGUUACCUGUAACCACUUGCGCGCCAUCAAGUACUACACCGACAGCAUCACCAACACCAGCACCUUCGUCAGCUACCCCUGUUCUAAUUAUUCCACCUACCAGUCGGGCGGCUGCAGAACUUGCCCCAGCGCCGGGUGUCCAAAGAUGGGUCACUACGCCGAGAGCUACCGCGGCGUGACGUCCUCCAGCCAAGUGUUUUAUCUGAACACACCGUGAUCCGGCGUUUAACCCCAAACGGAAACGAGCCAUUUCCGACAGCAUCGGCUGAAUAACAAACCUUUACAGACAUCGAGAGAUAAUUACAUUUAUUGGCCAUGAAUAUCUCAAUAAAGCCAAAGAAACAGCAUUGAAAUAAAUUAAUAAGUCGUGUUUAAUGCAUUAAUAAAGCGUAAUAAUGCA